GUGUGUGUGUGGGGUGUGUGGUGUGUGUAAAUUAUGUAUGUCUAUGGUGUACUGUAUGUACUAUGUAGGCACCUGAGCUGAGCUAUAAGUGAGACUAGGUAUCUAUCAUCCUACUACCACUAUCAGAUUAGGGCGGCAAUGUAGCCUAGGUCUCCCCCCCCCCCCAGAUUAAGUGUUUGAGCUAGUAAUAUAUCAAUAUUUAUUGUUUACAAAUUAGCUAUGACAUAGCCAAUGAACAUAAAGCACAAUUUUGGAUUUCACCCCCAUCUCAAAAUUGAAUGAUUUUGACCAUUUGGAUGUUUUUAUGGAGGGAUCUUCUCUUUUCUUCUUGCUUCGGCCAUAGUGAUUUCUGUCCUCAUUAUGAAAUCAUCAAUUUUACCCUGUAUAUCUAAAAAUGACUAUUUACACAUAAUGUUUAAAGCAAAAUUACCAGAACUAUUGCUGAUGGUGAACCUGAACAAUCACAAUAAAAUAGAUUGUAGUAAGCCCCGUUCAGCAGGUAUAACCUGGGCACAGACCUCAGUUCAAUGUCUAGUUUUGAUUUACAUUUGGUUUUCAACAUAAAAUGUAAAAAAAAAAACUUUUUUUUUAAAGAAUCACCAUGUCUGUGGAUUACGGUUAAAAGUUGGGUGAAAGAAAGACAAAAUGCCAUUACGUUGAUUACUUUCUUCAAAUCCAAAUCAGUUUUUCACGUUGAUAAGUCAUUACAUAGAUUUUUUGGGGUUGAAAUUCCGGUAAAACACACUUUUCAACAGUGCUAAGAUAACAAUAACUAGCGUUAGCACAAUGACUGGAAGUCUACAUGACUUCCAGUCAAGCUGUUCCUCUAGACUUCCUUUAAUAAUGGAGCUUAUCUAUUCAUUUUCAAUGGCAUCAGGCAUUGUCAUUCCGUUUGAUGUCUCGUCAGGUUUUCUAAGCUCCUCUUCUAUACCAGUGUGAAGGAUGCCGGCUACAGGACUGAAGACGUGGGUAUGGAAUCCUCUACUCUGUCUGGCUCUUAUCUCUCUCUCACCUGCACCAGCUCAGGGUCAAGUUGCCACUCCACGAAGACUUCGUUUCAAAGUCCUGAGCGCAACCCAGCUGCAUGUGUCAUGGAAAGAGCCGAAAGGAGACUUUGAAAGCUACAGAUUUAUUUAUAGCACACAAUCAGAUGCAGAGGAGACUGAACUAGAGGUGACAAAGAAGGAAGCCAAAGUGAUCAUAGACUUUGACCCCAGAAAGUUGUACACAGUCAAGGUCACUGCUCUGAAAGGUGCUCGGGAGAGCAAGCCACUUCUAGGAACAUUUGAGGCCCAACUUUCAGAGCCUGACGUUAAGAACGUACAGCCCCAGAAUGUACGACCCAAGAACCAGAAAGACACCAUUGUCACAGAGGAGAACAAUGAGAUAUCUGAAGAGGUAGAGCUAAACAUCCAGAAGAUAUCGGUCCUCUCAGCUCAGACGGAAUUUGUGUGCCACAGCAGCUGUGUGCAUGGAAUGCUCGAUGGGGAAAAGUGGCACAUAACACCUACAGCUAAUUUACAAUCUGAAAUCAAUCAUUGUAAUCCACCAUAAAGGCUGAUGGAAUGCUGGAUUACUUUUACAGUAUUUUGCUUUUAAACAAUAAACUGCUGCCCGAUUCUA
This is a messenger RNA of Salvelinus namaycush (lake trout), 1623 nucleotides long. RefSeq names its product collagen alpha-1(XIV) chain-like. Gene Ontology annotation, molecular function: protein binding. The coding region runs from base 943 to 1554 and encodes 203 amino acids. The transcript is spliced from 5 exons. NCBI's taxonomy places the organism in Eukaryota, Metazoa, Chordata, Actinopteri, Salmoniformes, Salmonidae. The record is from RefSeq and is a predicted model, not a curated record.